CCGCCCGCAGCACUCCUCUCGUGGGGCCGGGGAGAAACCCGCUGGCGGGUCUUUGGGACUUCUUAGAUGAUCUCACUUGGCAUCCUCCCACCAAAGUGCAGCAAGACUUUUGGAAUGGCUUCCUCGCCUCCUCCUGUCUUUUGCCGCUGGUAUGAAGUCCAAUCAUGUUCAGACCCAGGUGGAGGUUCCUGCUGACCCAGGCUCUUACCAGCACAUCGUCCUUUACUGUCCUCCUGAGGGUGUCUGGAGCUUCAGUGCUGUGUGCUCUUGGCCUUCACGCCGGGGCACCUGCUGUCCAGGGCUUCCAGUGGACUCUCCGAGGCACUGAUGUAGAAUCUUCCCCAUUCGGUGCACCAAGAGCAGCCUCACGCAGUGUGGGCUGACGUGAAGAGCUGCCAGAUCUAACAGAGCCUGAGCUGAGUCCACACCCUGGAAGCCAAGAACUGAGGGAACAGAUGGAAGAAAGAAAGUCAGCAGGUUUUGGAAAAGAGAAUAAACUGCAAAGGACAAGUCAAUGCUAGAACAGAAAUUGGAUUGGUAAGAUUGAAGAGACACUUCUCACCUGCCUGAAAUGCCCUUCAUUAUCUUCUUCAAGUUGCAAGGGCUCUGGAACAGCCCUUACAGUGCUCCCAGAAAGGGAGCCUUGGGAGGAGCCUGAAUCACGGAUGGAAUUGGACAGUGCAUGGAGAUGGUUGAGCAGGAUGAGGUACCUGGCUCUCCCUGUGGUGCCCCAAAUGUCAGCAUGGUGGCAUCUGGCAGGACGUGUUCCAGGAAGGCCACAGAGAUGAACUUUCCAGAUACCAUCGAGAAUUCCUACUCCCAGCAGGAAGAGACCAAACGGAAUAUCAGAGCCAGCAAAAAUAGACUUCUUAUGAGCCAGAUGGCCUACUUCCUGAACUACCAGCUAAAGACAUACAAAGAUUGAAAAGAUCACGAUGAAGAACAGAAAUGCAGAGACAGCAAAAAUAAACUUCUUAUGAGUCAAGUGGCCUACUACCUGGGCUGCCGGCUGAAGACGGAAGUCCCUGGCUUUUUGUGUUCUGCCCCAAAUGUCAGCAUAGUGGCAUCUGACAGGCCUUCUUCCAGAACAAACGCAGAGGUGAACAUUCCAGAAGGCAUUCAGAAAUCCUGCUCCCAGCAGGAAGAAAACAAACCGACUCUCGGAGCCAGCAGAAAUAGACUUCUUAUGAGCCAAGGGGCCUACUUCCUGAACUACCGGCUGAAGACAUACAAAGAUCGAAAAGAUCACAAUGAAGAACAGAAAUGCAGAGACAGCAAAAAUAAACUUCUUAUGAGUGAAGUGGCCUACUACCGGGGCUGCCGGCUGAAGACGGAAGUCCCUGGCUUUCUGUGUUCUACCCCAAACAUCAGCAAGGUGGCAUCUUACAGGACUCUUUCCAGAAAAAACACAGAGUUGAACGUUCCAGAAGGCAUUGAGAAAUCCUGCUCCGAACAGGAAAAUAACAAACCGAAUAUUGCAGUCAGUAAAAAUAGACUUCUUAUGAGUCCAGUGGACUACUCCCUGAACUAUCGGCUGAAGACAUACAAAAAUGACAAAGAUGAGGAUGAAGAUGUUCAUGUUGUGGAGGCUGAGAAAAUACAGGAAUCACGUGCCCCCAGGAAUCUGCAGGAGUCUGUGGAGGAGGAGGCCCCCCAGGAGUCCUGGGAUGAAGGUAAUUCGACUCUCUCAAUUCCUCCUGGCACAUCUGCCUUCAAUGAGUCUUACAGGAGCAACUUGCACUCAUUAGAGGAGCAGGAGGUCAACUUGGCUGUCGACAUAGGCAAGAUUAAAAAGGACCAAGAAGAGGAAGAAGACCGAGGUCCACUGUGCCCCAGGCUCAGCAUGGAGCUAGUGGAAGCAGAAGAGCCUGAAGUCUUCUGGUACUCACAGAAUAUAUUAUGUUCAACAUAUACAGCGUAUCUUGAGUUUUAUUACACAUGCCAGGCUUACACAUAUGCCAUUUUUUUAUUUGUAGAAGAGCAUGUUCGCUUGACUUUGGACAUGGACAAUAGGUUUCUUACUAUGAUGGUGAUAAGACUCCACCUCGUCUCCUGGAUAGGGGUCAUAUUCCCACACUAAGGCAACAUUUCACAUGGGACGCUGCCAGUGCAGAGUAUGAACAACGCCAUGUUCUUGCUGAAAACGCUUAGCCUGAGUUUCAUAGCCUGAGGUAAUCUCCAGACAACUUCAGAAUGUAGAACAGUGAGCAGCACUACUGACCUGUCUCCUUCAGACAGCCCAUGUCACCACAAAUCACACAACUAAAAGGAGAAGAGACAUUUUGGAUUGAAAAAGAGUAAAAGAUAAUGUAGCCACAUUUCUUUAGUUCUUUUGAACCCAAAGUGUCUCCUCAUCUUUUUGUUGUUGUCGUUGAUGGUGGUUACAUGGGCUUGUUUGUAGAGGACAGAUCAGCUGUCUGGCUCAAUGGUCUGUACUCUGAAGUUGUCUGAAAAUGUCCUCAUGAUUAAAUUCAGCUUAAAUGUUUUUCCGGGAACACUGCAACGUCAAUGCUACCUCACCCAUCUGCAGGUAGAGACGGUCCCAUGUGUCUACCAUCAUGAUCGUGAUACCAGGACUGUUCCACCAUCUGUCUGUCACCAUGAUCGUGAUACCAGGACUAUUCCACCAUUUGUCUAUCACCAUGAUCGUGAUACCAGGACUGUUCCACCAUUUGUCUAUCACCAUGAUUGUGAUGCC
Messenger RNA from Sapajus apella (tufted capuchin), 2698 nucleotides. Its product is annotated as neuroblastoma breakpoint family member 3-like. The transcript has 14 exons. Lineage: Eukaryota; Metazoa; Chordata; Mammalia; Primates; Cebidae. The coding region runs from base 977 to 2080 and encodes 367 amino acids. The record is from RefSeq and is a predicted model, not a curated record.